AUGAAUAAGAGUCCUAAUAUAGAAGAAGAUCAGGUUGUUGCUAGUCUUAGUCUAGUUAGGAAUCAUGUAGAAAAUCAGGAAAAUGAAAAUGAGCUUAACAAGGUAGUGUCUAGUGCAGUGCCUAUAGUUCCUUCACCACCCACAGUGGAGCAGAGUGUAGAUGUGAAUAAUGUGUCUGUGUUAGAACAAAUGGAUCUUGAUGUGAGGAGUGAUCAAGGUGGCCUCACCACUCUUGUCAAUAUCCAUGUCCAACAAUGUCAUGAUCCAUUGCCUGCUCUUAAGAAACCUAAAACUUUUGUGAGGAUAAACAGAAAUCAAGUUUCUGAAGGGAAAGAAGAAUCUUCUAUACCCAUACCUGUUUCUAAUCCCGUCAUUCCCAGCCACGAACACAGCCACCCGCCCGCACCCCAGCUUUGCCAGAUUCGGAUCUUUAUCCGGGUUAACGAGCGGGUUAUCCAGACCCAAUCCAUUGUUCGGGUAGGCGUAGAUCCAAAGUUUCUGCAUCUGGGUUUUCAGAUAGGGAUAGGCCGAUUCAUUCCCAAUGGCCCUCUUCCCCAAGAAGUAAGGGCAGUUCAAAAACAUCCCACUGAUUUUGAAACCCGGAUCCUCCGACCCGACCCGAAUUGCCAUGUGGUGCGCGAUGUUGGCGCCGGCGCUGUCCCCUCCCAAGUAAACGCGCCGGAAAUCGGCGAAUUUGGCGAGCCAGGGCUCGGUGCUGUUCAAUGA
Striga asiatica is the source of this 726-nucleotide messenger RNA. The record is from the annotation of a GenBank genome assembly. NCBI's taxonomy places the organism in Eukaryota, Viridiplantae, Streptophyta, Magnoliopsida, Lamiales, Orobanchaceae.